Molecule: messenger RNA, 2720 nt
Organism: Pogoniulus pusillus (Red-fronted tinkerbird)
Lineage: Eukaryota; Metazoa; Chordata; Aves; Piciformes; Lybiidae
Gene: PRRC1
Product: proline rich coiled-coil 1
Exons: 9
Coding region: 119-1426 (435 amino acids)
Biological process (GO): activation of protein kinase A activity
Cellular component (GO): cytoplasm
Molecular function (GO): protein kinase A regulatory subunit binding
Source: RefSeq, a predicted model, not a curated record
GGGCUGGGCUAGGCCGGUCGUCUGUGGCGUCCCGCUGUUGUGUCUUCGCCUCGCUGCCGGGGCCGGCUGCUGUUGGGGUCCGAAGCGGCUGGGACAGAAUUUCAUAGCUAGAAGGAAAAUGAUGGAAGAGAGUGGCAUAGAGACAACUCCACCUGGCACACCCCCACCAAGCAUAGCAGGGACUACUGCUACACCUGUCUCAUUAGCUUUGUCAAGUCCUCUUGCUACACCAAGCUUGUCAAUUUCUCCCACAUACUCACCUGCCUUGCCAACUGGAGUGUCUUCACUUCCGUCUCCUGUCAUGACUUCAGCAUCUCUCCCAGUUGUGCCUUCUGCAACGGUUUCUACUAUUGCAACAUCGCUGGCUCCUGCUCCACCUCCUGUUGCCUCUUCAGCUUUUGGUACCUCCGUGCCUCAGUUCUCAACGCCUCCUCCAGUAAUCUCUACUGUUGGCCCUGGUCUUCCUGCACCUCCCACUGGUCCCCCCACUUCGGGAUUUUCUAUGUCGUUAACUUAUGACAUUACAAGAGGUCAUGCUGGUAGAGCACCACAAAGCCCACUGAUGCCAUCAUAUUCUGCGCCUCCAGUCACAGGUGUUUUGGCAGAUCCUAUUACUCAACAAGCAUCUAUCUCAUCACCUGGAACUGGUUCUGCAAUCACUUUUCCUGAGGAGCAUGAAGAUCCCAGAGUAUCUACUGCCCAAGGUGGAGCACCUGCUGGAGGACUAUGGGGAUUUAUAAAGGGUAUGGCUGAGAAUCCUAUGGUGAAAUCUGUUCUUGAUAAAACCAAACAUUCAGUGGAGACUAUGAUCACAACACUGGAUCCUGGCAUGGUUCCAUACAUCAAAUCUGGGGGAGAACUGGACAUAGUAGUUACUUCUACAAAAGAGGUGAAAGUUGCAGCAAUUCGAGAUGCCUUUCAAGAAGUCUUUGGAAUGGCUGUUGUUACUGGAGAGGCUGCACAGUCCAAUAUCGCACCUCAACCUGUGGGAUAUGCUGCAGGGUUAAAAGGAGCCCAAGAAAGGAUAGACAGCUUACGUCGCACAGGAGUAAUACAUGAAAAACAACCUGCUGUAUCAGUAGAGAGCUUCAUUGAAGAGUUGCUUCCUGACAAAUGGUUUGACAUUGGAUGUCUGAUAAUCGAUGAUCCAAUUCAUGGAAUUCAUCUGGAAGCUUUUACCCAAGCGACACCAGUGCCUUUGCAAUAUGUUCAGCAGGCUAAGAGUCUCACACCUCAGGACUACAAUCUGAGAUGGUCAGGCCUGCUGGUGACUGUGGGUGAAGUGCUUGAGAAUAAUAUACCGAACGUCAACAGGACUGAUUGGCACAUGGUAUUCACUGGCAUGUCCCGUCGACAGAUGAUCUACAGUGCAGCUAAGGCUCUGGCAGGAAUGUACAAACAACUCUUACCACCUAGGACCGUUUGAAAGAAGGCUGAUCCACAGCACUAAGGAAUACUGGUUUUGAAUCUAGAAUGGAAGUAAAAAAGCUACAUAUUCCAAUUCUAAGUGGAAACAAUACAAAUUUGUAAUCUAACUGUAAACUAUACUUUAAUUUUUAAGAAGUGAAGUUAAUUUCCAGUAGUGGAAAUGAGAAGUUGUGUUUUUUAACUACUACAUGAUUUCCAGUUUAAUUCACAAAACAGGGAAAUCAGAACAAACACUCAUUUGUAACUGAGAUAAAUGACAUUACAGUUUGCGAAGCAGAAUGUGCUAGUGUUUCACACCAUGCUAGGCAUUUGCUGAUAGUUUGCCUCAGUUUUCAAAGAAGGGGAUACAUUGUUUAGCUAUUUCUAUUAUAUUAGUAACAUAAACAUGUUGACAAAAUAAGAUACAUGCAUUUCUCUCCAAGAUACUUUUAUCUUCUAUAUUGUGUUCUCUUGGGGCCUGCACUUAAGUCAUACUGAAGAGCUUGCUCAUUUGGUUCCUGUUAUCAGGAGCCAUGCUGAAGUUUCUACAAGACUUAACAGUGAGCUGCUGAAGAAGAUCGCUUAUCCAUGCCACAGUAGUUGAAAUUGUUGCUAAAUAAUUCUGAAAUCUUAUUUUUUUAUGCUGCAUCUUUCUAUGAACUAAUAAAAUUCCUGUCCAAUUAAAACAGUAGACAAAUUUCAAGUUGCUUCAGUGGGUUUUAUCAGGUACCAUAUGUGCAUGAAAUUAUUGCAACGGUUACUUUGAUGCUUCCAAUCUUCAUGCUUUAUAUUGAAUUAUGUAAUUUCUUCAAACAUGCUCUUCUUGUCAGAGGUUUGAUAUGAAAAAUGGUGAGAUGUGUAUCACUUGUUUUGCUGUUUUGGCUUUUCUAACCUUUUUUUAAAUUUUAAAUACCUUUUGAUGUCAUGAGCUCACUGUUUCUCCUACCUUCUGCAUUGUCUGAUUCUUUUCAUGACUAUGAAUUCUCUCUAUCCAUCUUCACACUAUCUUAAGCUCUCUUUAGAAAUAUGGAAGUAAUUGUGAAGAAAAUAUUUUGGUAAUAAUACUUGUUGGUUUUGUUUUUUUUUUAGUGAGGAAUAAACAAAUAUUUUUAUUUGCCUUAAAGAAGCAAAUUUUCAGCUUGUAUUGUUCUGCCUUUACCUUUCUUAGAUGCUUUUAAAGGACCUUUUCAUAUACAAUAUACUACUAUACCAGCUCAUAUUUGUACCCAAUGAAAGCCUGUCUGUUUCCAAGUAAUAUAUUUUGCCUUAAAUUGGCUUAUUCUGCAGUAGUUGAAUAAAUGGUUUCAGUAGAA